AUGUCUGCAGGAAAUGUUUACUCACUCGACGAUUUCUCCAUGUACUUGAUGCCUAAGAGGGUAGCCCCCGUGUGCCCCCCUUGUCAAUUCGAUAUUCUCCCAUCGGUCUUUGAAGACGACGACGACGAUGAGAUUGAAAUCGAGCAAGAGAUGACCGUGCUCUCUAAAGCAAACAAAGUAUUCAGAAAGAUGAUCGUCAGAGCCAAGCACCCUAAACAAUCCUCUCCUAAGUUUUUCUCUGCCUCUCGUCUUCGCUCUAUCACCCUGUCUCGUCGAAGCUCCAAAUCCCCUGUCAUCAGCGUUUCUCCUUCAAAUUCAUCAAAUUGA
Molecule: messenger RNA, 327 nt
Organism: Puccinia graminis f. sp. tritici CRL 75-36-700-3
Lineage: Eukaryota; Fungi; Basidiomycota; Pucciniomycetes; Pucciniales; Pucciniaceae
Exons: 1
Coding region: 1-327 (108 amino acids)
Source: RefSeq, a predicted model, not a curated record